AUGAGCGUUGAGAGAUUGAUCGAAGUGGAAACAAUUGACCCACGACCACUACCCCCGUGGCGCCUCGACCCUUUUACAGAGGUCGAGGUUGGCUUAGACCGAGAGGCAGCGAGACAACGCGCCGACGCCAUCCGAUCAAAAUCGGACAUAGUCGUCUACUCGGAUGCGUCCGGUCGCGAUGGCCAGCUGGGAGCAGCCGCCGUAACAAUAGACAACAACUUGGAGGUAGUCGAAUCACAGCAAGUCCAGGUGGGACCGAUGGAUCGCUGGUCAGUUCACGUGGCGGAGCUGAUUGGCGUCUUUUAUGCGAUCAAUAUGAUCUUCAAAAUAGCACACCAGCGAGAGGGGGCGGGAGAUCGAGAGACAGCCGCGACAAUCCUCUGCGACAGCAAAUCAGCGUUACAAGCGAUUCAGAACGUAAAAAAGAAGUCAGGACAACGGAUUGUUCAUGCGAUCCACCACGCCGCCACUGAGGUCCAAGCCGCAGGCAUUGCACUACGCCUGCAGUGGGUGCCAGGGCAUUGUGAUAACCCAGGCAAUGAAGCCGCAGAUCGAUUGGCGAAGGAGGCUGCCAGCCCAGGCAAAUCACACUCCUUCCGGCCACUGCUCACAAGAGAAAAGGCGUCCAUUCGUAGUAAUAUCAUCGCCCAGUGGGAACAAGAGUGGAGAUCAACCAAUAAAGGUGGCCAUCUGAGGAAGAUCGAUAACACUCUGCCGUCGGCAUACACCAGGAAGUUGUACGGAAACCUGGCCAGGGGCCAGGCAUACUUGUUGACUCAGCUACGCACGGGCCAUAACUGGCUAUCCACCUACGCUAAGCUCUUUCGGUUCCGCGAAGACGAUCAGUGCGUGUGCGGCGCGCAAGAAACCGUGACCCAUGUCCUGGUAGAUUGCCCAAUCUUGAAGGAUCUACGAAGGGAAAUGAGACAGAAAGUGGGGGACGCGUUCAACAGCGUGUCGAGCCUGCUGGGAGGCUCAAAACAAGGUGAGCAAGGUAAACCAGACACCGUCUCGAGGGCGAAGACGGUCCAGGCCGUAUUGGACUUCGCCGAGGCGUCACAACGGUUUCGCAGUCGCGCGCCACUAGGGCAGCCUAACAGUGGAAGCGGCAAUUAG
Molecule: messenger RNA, 1116 nt
Organism: Penicillium waksmanii
Lineage: Eukaryota; Fungi; Ascomycota; Eurotiomycetes; Eurotiales; Aspergillaceae
Product: ribonuclease H family protein
Exons: 1
Coding region: 1-1116 (371 amino acids)
Biological process (GO): DNA replication, removal of RNA primer
Molecular function (GO): nucleic acid binding; RNA-DNA hybrid ribonuclease activity
Source: RefSeq, a predicted model, not a curated record